Messenger RNA from Didymodactylos carnosus, 1601 nucleotides. The record is from the annotation of a GenBank genome assembly. Lineage: Eukaryota; Metazoa; Rotifera; Eurotatoria; Philodinida; Philodinidae.
CCACGUGAGCCAUGAUUGGCGAUUUAUUGAUGAUAUUCUUCGAAACAUUGGUGGUUAUCGAUGUGAAAUAGCUCAUAAAUGGACAGAAAUAUUUCUAACAGGUGACUACGCAACAUUCAUUGACGAUAGCCGCGGUGGCAAACAUUUCUCGUCUUUCUAUGACAUAUUUCCAGAACUAGAGAUCUUAUAGACAGUUCAUUCCACGUUAAAGAAAAGUUCAAGUCAAAUUGUAUUGACGAACAUAUACAGAUAUUUUCGAUUUCGUUUUUCUUCAUCUUCAUUUUCUCGUAUAGAAAAAGGCAAUAGAAAAUUAUGUCUAAGCAAAAUCUUAUGCUAUUACAGCUUCCUCCCAAAAAUCCGCAGAUUUUACGGCAGCUGAUUUGGCCAAAUUUAUUGACAUAAAAUACUGCGAAAUUACUGAAACAGUGAAAACCGAUGAUCAACUCAUUCGCUCAAAGCGAAGUUGUUGGCUCGAUCUGAGACGGUGGGGAGCGAAAUUUACAGCUAGUAGUAAUCGUCCAUAUUUUGAAGGACAUGAAAGAUCGGAUGUGGUUACUCACCGGGAAAACUUUGUUUCUUAUUUUCUCGAUCGAAAAGAUCAUUACUAUACAGUUACAAUUGGUGAACAAACUCCAUUCUUUAGCAAGGGCCGUGGUGGACGCCACAUGAUUUCAGAUUUUCUAGUAUCUCAUCCUUCCGGCCUAUUUUUCUCUCUCACCGAAGCAGAAUUCAGACAAGCAUCAGAACAAUAUCCGAGUUUGCUUCAUGAUAAUGACUUGAACUAUGUCCAACAUUCGGCUACAGCAAGUAUCAAUCUUGGAAAAGCAGCAUAUUUCAAUAGUGACACAAUUAUAGGACAAUUUGAAAAACUCUUUCGGUUACUUCCGUUCAAAACAGAAUACAAAGGCCACGAUGUGGAAACCAUAGUUGACAAUGCUAGAACGCAUUCGGCCAAAGAAUACACUAUGAAUGAUUUUGGCAAGGGCAUUGGAACUCGGUGCCCAGUCCAGUUCAUCGAGUACGUGGAUGAAAAAGGUUUAGUAACUCAACGAAGUGUUUUAUUGGCUAAUUUUUCCGUUAACCAUGUCAAAAUUGUUCAUGCCGAUAUGAUGUUGUCUGAUGUGGUUGAAUUACUGGACAAUGCAACACGUCUCAAGUCAAUGAAUGACAAUUACAGAAGAAAACCGAGAAUACCUACUAAAUUAGUAACAAAGAAACAAAUUGAACAAUUACAAUCAAAAAAUAUUUCCUCGGACUGUCAACGACUUUCAAAAAUAUUUUACAUUCUUGCUUUGUUAAAUAAGAAUAAUGAUAACAACGAUACAUUUACUUCUAUGGCUGACGAGAUUAUCUUAGAUGAACGUAAUCGAUAUGUUUUAGCAACCGUAGAAAUGUUAAUGGAUAAAUCAUCAUUAAAUAUAAAAUACUUUUAUUUAGUUUAUGGUAAAGAACAUUAUAAUGGAAUUGAACGUGGCUUAGUCAAACUAGGUUUUCGUAAAACUGCAAGCACAUACAUGACAACAGCCCUUGUAAGUCCAUAUUUAUUACAAAAACCCAAUGCACAGUGUGAACAGUUUAAGAAAAUGCUUCAUAACAUUUGA